Molecule: messenger RNA, 1025 nt
Organism: Chelonus insularis
Lineage: Eukaryota; Metazoa; Arthropoda; Insecta; Hymenoptera; Braconidae
Product: acylphosphatase-2-like
Exons: 4
Coding region: 314-631 (105 amino acids)
Molecular function (GO): acylphosphatase activity
Source: RefSeq, a predicted model, not a curated record
UAACUACAAGUGGGGAGUCUAUUUGAGGCAUCUUGAAGAUCGCACAAGAGAGAAAUCAGUUCGCAUCGACGUAAGAGAAGCCUCACACUUACGAUUACUUUUUGAAAGAUACUAAAUUAUUUAUUAAAAUUUGAUUUGUUUACUAAAUUAACCUUUAAUUCUGUCGAUAACUAACACUUAAAGUUGUAAAACAUUAUUUAAAUAAUCAUUUCAAUCGAUAAGUUCGAUUUAUUUUAUCACCAUUAAUCGAUUUUUGUACGAUAAAUUGCAUUGUGGUAGUAAAUACUCCACAACCGGUAACAUUUUACAAAUUAUGGCAACUGAUGAUCCUAUUAAAGACGCCCCUCUUUCAUCAGUGGAAUUUGAGGUCUUUGGAAAGGUCCAAGGAUGCUACUUCACAAAAUACACACGUGACCUCUGCAGAUCACUAGGUAUUGUUGGUUGGGUGAAAAAUACCAAAAAAGGGACAAUUAUGGGCAAAAUGCAAGGACCUAAGCCAUAUGUUGAUCAAAUGGCACAUUGGUUAACAACUGUUGGAAGUCCUGGUUGUCAAAUCCAUCAUACAGAAUUUACAAAUCAAGAAAUAAUUCGCCGAACGUCGUACCCCGAUUUUUCAAUAAGGAUAUACUAGUAAAUAAAAUUCAGCAACAUGGACCGUUAUUUUUAAUUAAACUUCAAAAACAAAUAUAUACUGGCUAUGUUUAUAUGAUUAAUAAUUAAUAUUGACUAUGUUAAAUGUAACAUAAAUUUCAAAAAUUCGCUCAAACGAUUAUUUAUCCGACGAAUAGCCUUAAUACCAUAUCAUUGUAGAUGGAUGGAUAUUAAGAAAACUCGAGAUAUUUAAUAAUAAAAAUAAUAUUUUAUUUUAUUUUGUUUACUUCACCAAGUAAAGUAAUUCAUCAUAUAAUAAUAUUUAUUUACUUAUUUUAAAAAAAAACGAAUAAUGCUUUAAUUUAUUGUAUAUCGAAAUAUAUAUACUAUUUGUAACUAUUUAAUAAGUUAUUAAAGACAGUAUUUUAAUUAUA